UAUUGUAAUGAGCGAUUUAGUAGGCAAGUUCAUUUCUGUUAAUUUUGUGUCACGGUGGGCGCGCAUCGUAAAAUUUCACUCUCAUAAAUUUUUCAUAACGCGCCUAAAGAAGUAUAACUUCAAUAAUUAAUUUUGUGAUAACUUUACUCCGGACCGUUUUUUAAAUUCAAUGGAUAUUACUUUCAUUUUCUCCAGAACACCACGAAAACAUAUCUCUAUUUACACAGCCGACAACAGUUAAGUGUAUAAUCUAGGGCCGACAACUAGGUAUAUGGCUCUAAUAAAGAAUUUUAAAAAAAUCCAGUGACAUCAUUCUUCCGCAUCUAAAUCACGUAAGUCCAGUAAUUUUCGUACCAAGGCUUUGGUUUAUCCCUACCUCUCUCUUUCUUUGCAUAUGGCCAUUCACUAGCACCUUUAGAACUUUAAGAUUUCAUUCCAUAGACAAUUAAGUUCGUAGCUGCAUCGGCUUCUCGCCAGACUGGGUCUUUAGAUACGCUAUUUACACCCAAAAUGCUGUUUCGAUUUCCCUUAAAACAUUUGGUUUUGGUCCAUUUAUAAAAAACAGACCAAAACCAGGCUGUUGAUGAUUAAGCAGGCAACGUCCAAACUGUCAAAGUCAAUUUGACAACUGUGAUAUUUAGUUUCAUAAAUGUGUGACAAGUCUAAAAUCUACCUUCUGUGUAAAUUGGUAAUCUAAAGUCUAAACGAAGCGUAGAAGCUCAGUAUUUUGCGCAGUUAAAAGCAAUUCUUAAAAAUAGAAAUGUCAAACGAAAUCAAAAUAGUUGCAGUGAGUAUCGUGAACUUUCUAAAACAGCAAUUGGACGGCGAUUCUUUGAGCCCUGAUUCUAGAGAGAGUGUCGAAGUCGGCGUGCAAUGCAUUGAGACCGCUUUCGAGCUGACGACGGAAGAUGCGGCUCGAGGCCUGGACUUACUGCAGCUUGUCCGUCAGCGACUGGGGCCGCCCGCUAACAAGGCUGAAGCCGAACGACUCAAGAACGAAGGCAACGAGCUCAUGAAAGCUGAGCGUUACAACGAAGCGCUUGAAAAGUACACGCGCGCCAUAGAGAUCGACCCAAGAAACGCAGUCUACUACUGCAAUCGCGCGGCUGCGCAUUUCAGGCUGUGCGACCCCGAGGCAGCGGUGAGCGACUGUACCACAGCACUCGCCCUACAGCCUGACUAUAGCAAGGCGUACGGACGCCUUGGGCUCGCGCUCACCGCCCUCGAGAGACACUGCGAGGCGCGCGCUGCCUACGCCCGCGCCGCUCAACUCGACCCUGAGAACGAGUCCUACCGAGAAAACCUCCAACUCGCUGACCAAACCUUAGCACAGCGCCCUAACGAUCUGAGUGGCUUACUCCGGAAUCCUGCUUUGAUCAACAUGGCUACGGAGAUGCUCACUAACCCUAAUAUGCAGAACCUCAUUUCAGGGUUGAUGACAACGACAGGGGGAGCUCAGGGUGUAGGAGAGGUGCCCCCAGGAGGUAUUAAUGCGUUGUUAGAAGUGGGACAAUCAUUGGCACAACAAAUGCAAGCUGCUAAUCCUGAUUUGGUAGAGCAACUGCGACGUCAGCUUCGACCCCCAGGGUCUGGUGAAAAUCAGCCACCUUCUCAGUGAGAAUGAUGUGUAUUAGUAUUGAGCCUGUGAGAGGGGACUGGGAUCCUCAAUUCUCAUACUGGUCUGUACUUUUGUCUUCUCUCUCAAUUCCAACUUCACAUGAUAAGAGUGAAAUUCUACUUUAUUUGUUAAAAAUUGUUAAACGUUUCUCAAAUCACACUACAACUCAGCCUAAUACUGAUGUAAAACAUGCUGCUUCAAAUAAAUACUGUUCCUAUAUAAACAUCCAGAAGAAUAUGAUACUAAAAUUAUUUUGGUUCACCAUACUUCACAUAGAGAAACUUGUGCAAGUGUUUAAUUAUUAGGGAACAGUGUAAUAAAUUUUUGUUCCCGAGCUAUCCUUAGCUUAUGUUUGACUAAUUGGUAAUUUUAAUAAAUAUAUAUUUAAAUAUAAA
Messenger RNA from Bombyx mori (domestic silkworm), 2013 nucleotides. Its product is annotated as small glutamine-rich tetratricopeptide repeat-containing protein alpha. Gene Ontology annotation, cellular component: TRC complex; membrane. Gene Ontology annotation, molecular function: molecular adaptor activity; protein binding. Bases 761 to 1618 code for a protein of 285 amino acids. The transcript has a single exon. NCBI's taxonomy places the organism in Eukaryota, Metazoa, Arthropoda, Insecta, Lepidoptera, Bombycidae. Gene Ontology annotation, biological process: post-translational protein targeting to endoplasmic reticulum membrane. The record is from RefSeq and is a predicted model, not a curated record.